AUGGCCGAAGGAACAACAAAGCUGCCCUUUCUCCGGCGCAACAACCCGUUCAUACAGAACCUGAUCGCAUCAUCAUGCCUGUUCUGCAACCCCGGGCUAUACUUGGCCAUCACCCUUCUGGGUGCCGGUGGAGGUCAGGUAACUUCGACGGCCAUGGCCAAUACUAGCAACGGCGUUCUGUACGGCGUCUUCGCCUUUUCCGCACUUAUGGCAGGAUCCGUGCUCAAUACGCUGGGACCGCGACUGACGAUGAUGUUUGGCAUUACUGGAUACCCGCUGUACAUCGGAGCGAUGUGGUACUAUGACACAUACAGCAAAUUGUGGUACCCAAUCGUGGCCGGCGCAUACCUUGGACUUACGGCAGGUUGCCUCUGGACUACGGCGGCCUAUACAGCAAAUGCGUACGCCGAAGAGAAAGACAAGGGCCUGUACCGAGCCAUCCAGUGGACCUCAAACAUAACCGGAUCGGCGAUUGGCGCGUCUGUGGCUCUCGGCUUGAGUUGGAAUGCCACUUCCCUCAGCGUGCCGCACUCCGUUUACAUAACCUUCAUAAUCAUCCAAUGCUUGUCUGUCAGUAUGGCAUUCCUCCUUCUUCCGCCAGACCAGUUGCGGCGGUCUGAUGGGACAGCUUUGGCGUCCUUCGAGAAAAUCACUCUGUGGGAGUCACUCAAGAUGACAGGAAGGCUGUUCAAGGAUUGGAGGAUUGUCUUGAUGAUCCCUACUUUCUUCAUCCCCGAGAUGUUCUUCCCUUUCCAGUCAUCCAUGAACGCCUACGCGUUCAAUCUCAGGACCCGAACGCUGAACUGUCUUCUCAACAACCUUAUCCAGAUUCCUACCACCAUGAUUAUGGGCCUGCUACUCGACUCUCCCAAGAUCAAGAGCCGCAAGAAGCGUGCUAUCCUAGGAAUCACCUUUGAUGCCGUGUGGAUAACGGCCGCAUAUAUCGCACAGACUAUUUGGCUUGCCAGCUGGAAGUUUGACCGAAAGAUUGCCGGUCCUUCAAUCGACUGCACAGACCCCGCAUACGCAGGCGCUAUUGUCAUCUACAUGGUGUAUGCGGCGCAGUACGGCAUGUUUCAGAACGUCGUGGUGUACGUGAUGGGGACUUUGACCAACGACCCCUACAUGUCUGCUUCCAUUGCGGGACUUUUUGUUGCCUGGCUUAGCACUGGUACCGCCGUCUCUUUUGGCGUUGAUGCCACCGAGCAGCCAUAUGAGAAUGAGAACGCGGCGUACUUUGCGUUGACUACCUUGUGCUGGCCGAUUCUCUACUUUGUGGCGUGGAAGUACACAAGUGAUACCAACUACUUCAAGGAAGAAACGGUCAUUGCGCCGCUUCAUGUUAGGCCUGACAAGGCCAUUGAGGGUGCUGGGUCGUCGCAUGGAGAUGCUGAGGCCCAAUUGCCCGACACGAAGAACGACCUGUGA
Messenger RNA from Purpureocillium lilacinum, 1428 nucleotides. RefSeq lists its product as uncharacterized. Lineage: Eukaryota; Fungi; Ascomycota; Sordariomycetes; Hypocreales; Ophiocordycipitaceae. The record is from RefSeq and is a predicted model, not a curated record.